Messenger RNA from Phytophthora infestans T30-4, 399 nucleotides. RefSeq lists its product as uncharacterized. The coding region runs from base 1 to 399 and encodes 132 amino acids. NCBI's taxonomy places the organism in Eukaryota, Oomycota, Peronosporomycetes, Peronosporales, Peronosporaceae. The transcript has 3 exons. The record is from RefSeq and is a predicted model, not a curated record.
AUGAACAGCGAUGAGAAGAAGCAGACGGCGGAGAGCGGAGACGAGUUGAAGAUUGACGGGUUGCCGAGGCUGACCCACGGAUGUGAGGAUCUUGCCCGCGCCCUUUCGAGUGAAGACAGAAGAAGCCAGUGGUACAACGCAGAUGCCAAUGCGCAGACGGACGAUACUCAGGGGAGGCACGACGAAGUCGACGUGAACCUGGAGGUCAACGAAGAGAUUAGCUGCGAAGUGCGCGAGCACCUAGUGGUCGAGCGGUUCCGCCGUGCCGGCGACAAGACGGAUAAGAAGAGGAAAACAGAAGAAUCGAGCAAUGGUGAGCACGAGAUCAUCACCGAGAAACAGUACCCCUAUGGCAGGAACGCCUACGAGAAGACAAGCGACCACGCCAAAGCGUGCUAG